Molecule: messenger RNA, 1470 nt
Organism: Trichomonas vaginalis G3
Lineage: Eukaryota; Parabasalia; Trichomonadida; Trichomonadidae
Product: histone peptidyl-prolyl isomerization
Exons: 1
Coding region: 1-1470 (489 amino acids)
Source: RefSeq, a predicted model, not a curated record
AUGCAAGGUUUAGAUAAUCCAAAUAUGUUUAAAUACAAGCCAAAAACUCAACAGGAUACCAUCAUUACGCUAGCCAACGUAUAUAUCAAUCUUUCGAAAACCAACCCCACAACAAUGCAAAAUGAAAAUUUCGGGCAGCAUAUAUUCGCUUUGCAGUUUGCUCAUAACUUCCUUUCCAUUACUAUUUACAAACAAGGAUAUCAACCAGCUGUACAAUUCAACAUUACAAAAUCACUUCACUGGAACUACCAAAACCGUGUUUAUUGUUACUUUCAUGAUGAUAGGAGAAAUCAGUGGCUUGCUACUUUCCCAGACGCAGCUACUGCUGCUUAUGUCACAGCUGAAAUUUACUGUUUGACAAAGAAUAUCAAGACAGAUACUCUAUUUUAUUUAGAUAUCAACAAAGGACAAGGUAAAGGAAUAUCUCUGAAUGAUACCCUUCAAGUAUCUUACUUCGUUUUCCCUGUCAGAGACUUUCCAAUUUUGGAUCGCGAAUGUGUUUCAGUCGAGGUCAAAAAAGUCAAAUUUACGAAAGAGAACUUUAUUUCUGGUAUCGCGAAUUCGAUUUCCGGAAUGGUUUCCAACUCAAGCAGACUGAUAUAUGUCCCUCAAGCCUAUAAGCCUUACGAAAGCGGCACACCUCAUAAGGAAAUACCUGCAACAAAUGUCAUCGUCAUGUUUUCUCUACACCACGUCAAAUUCGAGGAAUCUGAAAAUCAAUCAGAUGCAUCUGACUACAUUCCAGCUCAGGCAGCAGCACCUCCACCACCAACUGAAAAAUCGGAUACUGAUAUUGGCGAAAGCGAUGCAGCCGCGGAAGAAGUUAUUUACGAUAAAUUACGAAAACUACAGAAAAUGGGCGCAAAGAACGCCAUUAAUCCAACCGCUGUUAUUCCUCCUGCUACUACAUCAUCUUCAUCUGCUUCUGCUGCUCAGCCAACCAUCGUAAAAGGUCCAUCUACUGCAUCUCUCAAGAAACUCGAAGCGAAUAUAAAUAAGCAGAUCGAUAAUAUCAUUUCUGAUCCGAAAUCCGCCGAUAUCGUUACAGGAGUUAUCGCAAUUGCUAAUGAACUCUCUCAGAAGCAGGAAGAGAUCACAAAACUCAAAACCGAGCUCCAAUCGUUAUCGAAACCAGGAGGUGGAGCAAGUAUAACCAGGAAACAACUCGAAUUUGCAAUUUCUGAAGCGGAAGAUUUGAAGAAGAAGUCAGAUUACACUGAGAAGAAGCUAAAGGAGAUGCAAGGAAAGCUCUCUGAUGCAGGAAAAGAGAAGUUUGAUCAUAACGCAGCUAAAGCUAAAGGAAAAACAAUAAUUAAAAAAUUAAUGAACGCAAUUUUCAACGAUGUCAACGAAGCAAUAGAUCCAGAUGCCGAGCUCACAGGAAGUGAUGUUAACCAGAAGCUCUUCGAGCUCUUGAGGAAGCAUUCAUUUGCUGCAAUGGAGGACGUUCAAAAGAAUGGUCUCCAGUGA